Messenger RNA from Cutaneotrichosporon cavernicola, 564 nucleotides. RefSeq lists its product as uncharacterized. Gene Ontology annotation, molecular function: protein binding; L-methionine (R)-S-oxide reductase activity. The transcript has 3 exons. Lineage: Eukaryota; Fungi; Basidiomycota; Tremellomycetes; Trichosporonales; Trichosporonaceae. The record is from RefSeq and is a predicted model, not a curated record. Bases 1 to 564 code for a protein of 187 amino acids. Gene Ontology annotation, cellular component: cytosol.
AUGCCUCACGCAGACUCUAGCCUAGUCCCUGAGGAGAUCACAACAAAGAAGGAGUUCUACGCUCACAUCCACGAGCAACUGCGCGCUCUUCUCGACGGACAUAGGUACUGGGUGUCGAAUUUGGCCCAGGUCUCCGCCCUCCUGUACCACUCGUAUCUUGGCACUCCGCUCUACGGAUUGCUGGAGGGUGGAACUACGCCUGUCGUGAACUGGUGCGGAUUCUACGUACAUCCAGCCGGCGAGGCGAACCUCGUUCUUGGACCCUACGCCGGUCGACCUGCAUGUGUGACGAUCAGUCCCAGGGCUGGGCGAGGCGUGUGCGCUGAUGCGUAUGUCAGCGAAAAGGGCGUGGUGGUUCAAGAUGUCGAGGCAUACCCUGGCCACAUCGCAUGUGAUGGCGAGACAAAGUCGGAGAUUGUGUUGCCGUUGCGACUGAACGGCGUCGAAGGAGUAGUAGGCGUGCUCGAUCUCGACUCAACUGUGCUCUGCACGUUUAACGAUGACGACCUCGCGGGACUGGAGGAGGUUGUGCGCAUUCUCCAGGAGACAAGUGACUGGGCUUAA